This is a messenger RNA of Caenorhabditis briggsae, 954 nucleotides long. It is a transcript of the gene Cbr-sft-1, whose product is annotated as Protein CBR-SFT-1. Gene Ontology annotation, biological process: mitochondrial respiratory chain complex IV assembly. Lineage: Eukaryota; Metazoa; Nematoda; Chromadorea; Rhabditida; Rhabditidae. Bases 1 to 954 code for a protein of 317 amino acids. Gene Ontology annotation, cellular component: membrane; mitochondrion. The transcript is spliced from 6 exons. The record is from RefSeq and is a predicted model, not a curated record.
AUGGCGUUUCGAUGGGCGAUUCAAAUGGCAUUGAGAAGAGGAGGAGGAGGAGGACAACGACUACUCCUCACUCAACAUCAACACCAAAAUUAUCAAUUUUUCAAGACCUCCUCCUCCACUCAAUUCUCAACUCGAAAUUCUCAAAUUCUGGACCUCGACACGCCCCAAAAAUCGCCAAAUUUCUCGGAAAAUUCCAAAAACAAGAAAUCGAAAAAAAUCGAAUGGAGUACGGGAUCCAUCCUAAUGCUAGGCCUGCCAGCAUUCGCAUUUUCAUUGGGAGUUUGGCAAAUUUAUCGAUUGAUUUGGAAAUUGGAACUAAUUGAGCAUUUGAAAUCGAGACUCAGUCAGGAGGCAAUUGAAUUGCCUGAUGACUUGAGCAGCUCCUCCCUGGAACCGCUGGAGUACUGUAGAGUACGUGUCACCGGUGAAUUCCUCCAUCAAAAAGAGUUCGUUAUCUCGCCACGUGGCAGAUUUGAUCCGGCGAAAAAGACGAGCGCAUCGGUUGGCUCAAUGCUGUCGGAAAACGAGAUGAGCAGUCAUGGAGGACACCUGAUUACACCGUUUAGGCUCAAAAAUACAGGAAAAGUGAUCCUAAUCAAUCGAGGUUGGCUUCCGACGUUUUAUUUCGAUCCGGAAUCGCACGCAAAAACCAAUCCACAGGGUACAGUAAUCCUCGAAGCGAUUGUUCGAAAAACUGAGCAACGUCCGCAGUUCGUGGGUCAGAAUGUUCCAGAACAAGGCGUCUGGUACUAUAGGGAUCUGGAGCAGAUGGCAAAAUGGCAUGGAACGGAGCCGGUGUGGUUGGAUGCGGCAUAUGAAACUACGGUCCCGGGUGGUCCUAUCGGCGGUCAGACCAAUAUCAACGUCCGCAACGAGCACAUGAACUAUUUGACGACGUGGUUCACACUGACACUGGUCACCAUGCUCAUGUGGAUUCACAAAUUCCGGAAAUAA